UUAAAAAUACAUUUAACGUUACCCGUUGCCUUUAUAAAUAGAAACAUGACUCACAUAAAGUUAGCUAGUUUUGAAAAAUAAAGAUGGCAGCAUACGCGGCUUCUUUGAUAGCAAGAUGCCUUAUGAGUUAUUUAAAACACCAUACUUUCUCUAAAAGGAUGUUACACAAUGGAACCAUGCACAAGGGUCUUAUGACCCAUUGCAACGAAAUGUUGCGCUCUGAGGUUCUCCAUGAGAACCCUCAGCAGAUAUCUGUUCUUUGACAGUUAGAACAGCUACAUGAAGCAUGCUACAUUCAUGGUGAUAUUGGCUCUGGGAAAACGAUGCUCAUGGACUACUCUCACGUGAAGAUCAACAGGAAAAGAUGGCUCCAUUUUAAUUCUUUCAUGUUAUACACAGAAGUAAGGAUCCACAAGCUAAAACGGAGUCUGCUGAAGCGCAGGUUAGGCGAAAUGACAAUGUACGACCCCAUCUCUCCCGUUGCCAUGGAAAUCGGCACGGAGACCUGCCUCUUAUGCCUAGAUGAGUUUCAGGUGAUGGACAUCGCAGAUGCCAUGAUCCUGAAACAGCUUUUCGAGGGCUUGUUUGCAUGGUGCAUGGUGCUGGUGGCCACAUACAACUGGCCACCAGAAGAGCUGUACAAAAAUGGGCUUCAGAGGGCUGCUUUUGUGCCUUUUAUCGGCGUGCUCAAGGAACACUGCCAAACAGUCAGUCUGGACACUGGAAUAGACUUCCGCCAGUGGGAAAUGGAACCUGCAGGAAAGUUAUUUUACAUAUUGAGCGAACCUGGAGCAGAGGUUGCCGUGAAUAUGCUGUUCGAUGAGUUGGCUUACAGACAAAAUGAUGAGCCAGGGUACCUGAUGCUAAAUGUGCUAUCUGUGUGUCUCUAUACUAACCAGGCCAAGGGUGCUGACUUGUGCAGGAAGGUGACCCUAAGCAAGACUUGUGGAACCAUCACUGACUGCACCUUCCAAAAACUCUGUGAGAGCACCUCAGGCGCAAGCGAUUAUCCUCAGCUGGCACGUCAUUUUGACACGGUCAUCAUCCGCAAUGUGCCAUGGUUGAAAGUUGGACCGAGGGACCAAGCCAGGCGCCUCAUUACACUUAUUGCCAUCUUCUGUGACCAAAAGGUGAGGGUGGUAGUGUUGGCAGAGACCCCUCUGCACCUUCUGUUCGACUGGGGCCCUCUCUCAGGGAAUGAGGAGCGGGACCGCCUGAUGCUCGAUGCGCUUGGCCUGUCCAGUGAGGCAGGGAAGAGGCUAACAUUGUCCACAUCCGAGGAGGAAAGGUUCGCCUUACAAAGGGCGCUGUCCCGACUAACGGAGAUGCAGACAGAGCACUGCUGGGUUCAGGGAGAGCGACGUCAAACAUGA
Electrophorus electricus (electric eel) is the source of this 1373-nucleotide messenger RNA. The record is from RefSeq and is a predicted model, not a curated record. NCBI's taxonomy places the organism in Eukaryota, Metazoa, Chordata, Actinopteri, Gymnotiformes, Gymnotidae.